AAGAAUUUUCCAAUCCAUUUGCACCUUGAUCAAGAAAUGUAGUAUCAUUGGAGUGAUGAUUGAGACUCCAAAUUAAACUUGAGAGUAUCACAAUACACAAUAAUUUGGUGAAAUCCAAUGGAGUUCAAACAUACGUACCACUACCUCGAACUAACACUAUUGUUGUUUAAGACAGCCCUUAACCAUAAAUCUUGUCUUCCUCUUAUUCUCAUUUCUCCAUCUUCUUCAUGAUCCAUCCAUCCUCUAUAAAUCCCACUCCCCCCCAACACAUUUCUUUCAUCAUCACUCCAAGAAACCAGCCCUCCAGCCCCACCAUUGUUGAUCUAAAUCUACCAUAUUUCUUUCUCAACAUUCUCUCCUACCACUCAACCAGCACCGCCCCUUAAUUUGAAUCAUCGGAGAUGAAGGAGAUUUGGACGACCAUGGCGUCGAUGAUGGGAGUCUGGGCUUUCUGUCAAAGCCUCCUCCACACUGUCUUCCCGCCGGAGCUCCGGUUCGCGUCGCUCAAGUUCUUCCACCGCUUCUUCAGCUACUUCUCCUCCUUCUGCUACUACGACAUCACGGAGAUCGAUGGCGUCAACACCAACGAACUAUACAACGCCGUGCAGCUGUAUCUCAGCUCAUCUGCCUCCAUCUCCGGCACUCGUCUCAGCCUGACCCGCGGCAUUAACUCCUCCGCCAUCACCUUUGGGCUCUCCAACAACGACCGCCUCGUCGACUGCUACAAAGGGGUAACCGUUGAGUGGGAACACAUUGUCACUCAGAGGCAGGGUCAGACCGUCGCUUGGCGCCCGUUGCCGGAGGAGAAAAGAGGGUUCACUCUCCGGGUCAGGAAAAAGAACAAACACUUGGUGCUCAAUUCGUAUCUUGAUUAUGUUAUGGAAAAAGCCAAUGAUCUACGAAGGAGGAGUCAGGAUAGGCUGCUGUACACCAAUUCGAAGGGGGGAUCCUUCGAUUCGAGGGGUCAGCCAUGGGAGUCUGUGCCCUUUAAGCAUCCCAGUACCUUUGAUACAUUGGCUAUGGAUCCUUUGAAAAAAGCUGAAAUCGUAGCUGAUCUAAAGGAUUUUGCCAGUGGGGAAUCUUUUUAUCAGAAAACUGGGAGGGCGUGGAAAAGAGGGUACUUGUUGUACGGCCCGCCGGGGACUGGUAAAUCGAGUAUGAUCGCCGCCAUGGCUAAUUAUCUUGGGUACGAUAUUUAUGAUCUUGAGUUGACCGAGGUGAAUACAAAUUCCGAGUUAAGGAAGUUGUUGAUGAAGACUACUUCGAAAUCCAUUAUUGUUAUUGAAGACAUUGAUUGUUCCAUUAAUUUAACCAAUAGGAACAUGACCGGCUGCGGCGGCGGCGGCGGCCGAAAUUCCUGUUCGAGGAAGAAUAAUAUCUAUGAUGUUGCGCCGUCAACCCCGGUGGCUAACGGAGGCGAAGAUGGCGGCGGAAACACGAUAACGCUUUCUGGGUUGUUGAAUUUCACAGACGGGUUAUGGUCCUGUUGCGGGAGCGAGAGGAUCUUCGUCUUCACGACGAACCACAUUCAGAAGCUUGAUCCGGCAUUGUUGAGGAGCGGGAGGAUGGACAUGCACAUACACAUGAGUUACUGUUCUUUUCCGGCACUGAAGAUUCUCCUGAAGAAUUACUUGGGGUACGAGGAACGUGAUCUGGACAAAGAACUGCUGGAGGAACUCGAGGAAGUCGUCGACGCAGCGGAGAUGACGCCGGCGGAUAUCAGCGAGCUUCUGAUCAAGAACCGGCGGAACAAGAAGAAGGCCGCCGUCGAGUUGCUGGCGGUGCUCAAACUGAGGGCGGAGGAGAGGAACAGAAUGAAGUCGAGGGUGGGGAACGGCGACGAGGUUGAAGACGAGGAACAGGAGAAGAGGGCUUUGGACAGUCCGGUAGAGGGUUCCGAUCAGUUGCAAGAAAGUUGCAGUGAUUGUGAGGUAAAAGAUGGCUACAUUGUUGAAGAAGAUAAAGAUGAGGGAAUAAAGUAAUUUCUGCUGCUGUUUUUGAACCAUUUCUUGAAAAUCAUAUAAAAAAAAUAUAUAUUAAUUAGGAGGGGUUGAGGAGAUCAAAAAAAUCAAAAUUUGGCCCUCCAAGAAAACAUUAUUGUAGAACAAAUUUAAUGUCAUUUAUUUUUAGUGUUUGGUAAUGAAAAUUGGACUUCAGUACAAAUGUAAGGGAUCAAAUGUAUUUUUGUUCAGUAAUUUAGGUUAUUUUACAUUUUCGUCCAAUAAUUUUGAAAGAUAGUAUUGGGGUU
This is a messenger RNA of Sesamum indicum (sesame), 2248 nucleotides long. RefSeq names its product AAA-ATPase At4g25835. The record is from RefSeq and is a predicted model, not a curated record. Gene Ontology annotation, molecular function: ATP hydrolysis activity; ATP binding. Lineage: Eukaryota; Viridiplantae; Streptophyta; Magnoliopsida; Lamiales; Pedaliaceae.